AUGGAAGAACAGGUAGCAAAUGCCAUUGAGAUCGCCUGGAAUCCGUCCUCCGACCAAGCCCUGAAGUCGCAAGCUUUCGACUAUCUCAACCAGCUCCGCUCCGAUCCCUCCGGAUGGCAGGUCUGCCUCGCCCUGUUCACCAAAACCCCACAACAGCCCGAGAUCGUACGACAUGUGAGCUUGGAGGUCGUCAAUAGUGCUGCCCAGGCUGGCCUGAUCGAUUUGGCAUCGCUCGGCGUUGUGCGGGAUGGAUUGAUGGGCUACCUUCGCCAGGUGUACGGGCCUGACGCCAACGCUGCGCCCGAUGCGCCCUACAUCCAGAACAAAAUUGCGCAGACCGUCACUUUCCUCUUUUCCGCUCUAUACGCGAACGGCUGGGAGACUUGCAUCGACGAGCUACUGAGUCUGACCUACAAGUCCGCCGGCAGCACGACUCGGGACAAUGUACUUGGAAUUGUGUUCUACUUGCGUGUGGUAAACUCGAUCCACGAGGAGAUCGGUGAUGUGCUGGUGUCUAGGUCACGCGGGGAACAGGAUAAGGCAAACUCAUUGAAGGAUUUGAUUCGGGUACGGGACAUGCAGAAAAUUGCCAGCUCCUGGCAAGAAAUCCUGUCCGAAUGGCGGGAUGGUGAUGAUACGGUCGUGGAGAUGUGUUUGAAAGCAGUUGGCAGCUGGGUCAGCUGGAUCGAUAUUGGUCUUGUUGUGAACCAGACAAUGCUCGAUCUGCUCUUCCAGCAGCUGGGACGGGCCGAGAAACAGGAAUUGCGGGAGGGAGAACAGCGGGUGCGCGAUGCGGCCGUGGAUGUUUUCACAGAGAUCAUUGGCAAGAAGAUGAGACCUGCCGAGAAGAUCGAGAUGAUCGUCUUCCUGAACCUUGACUCGAUCGUAACGCAGCUCUCGAACAGCCCUCCCUUACGCGAGAACCGAUUUACCUCUAAGUACGAUACCGAUUUGGCGGAGACUGUCGCUAAACUUGUGAAUAUUACUGUUAUGGAUAUUGUGCGGGUGCUGGAAACCGACAGCGGUGCGGUCAAGGAGAAGGCAGAUGGUCUUCUGCAGGUCUUUCUGCCUCAUAUCCUGCGAUUCUUCUCGGAUGAGUACGACGAAGUCUGCUCGACCGUGAUUCCCGGUGUCAAUGACAUACUCACCUACCUCCGGAAGCUUUCCAAAACCAACCCUGCAUUCGAAGAACGCAACAAGACCUUCCUUCUCCCUAUCCUGAAGGCCGUCAUUGCCAAGAUGCGCUAUGACGAAACCUCGAACUGGGGCGAUGAAGACGAGCAGACAGACGAGGCAGAGUUCCAGGAGUUGCGCAAGCGACUAGGUGUGCUGCAGCAGACUAUUGCUUCUGCAGAUGAGCAGCUAUAUAUCGAAGCCAUUUCGGAAGUCGUGGGCACGACCUUCGAGAAUCUGCGUGCUUCCGGCGGUCAGAUUGACUGGCGUGAUCUGGACCUGGCUCUGCAUGAGAUGUACUUGUUUGGCGAUCUGGCUGUCAAGGGUGGCGGUCUUUACCAGAAGAACCAGCCCACGGGCCCGCCUGCAGUUCGACUCAUUGAGAUGAUGCUCCAUAUGGUGGAGUCUGACAUCCGCUCCUUCACCCACCCAGCAACACAGCUCCAGUAUAUGGAAAUCUGUGGGCGUUACAGCUCCUUCUUCCAGCACCACCAACACCUCAUCCCCGGUGUUUUGGAAAGCUUCCUUCAGCUCGUUCAUCACCCCGUCCGCAAGGUCAAGACCCGUUCGUGGUAUCUAUUCCAGCGUCUCGUGAAGCAACUGCGCGCUUUGAUUGGCAAUGUGGCUCAGACUGUUGUUGAGGCUCUGAGCGACUUGCUGGUGAUCCAGGCUGAAUUGCCCUCUGAGGGCUCAGACGGCGAUGAGAUGUCUUCUGAGGAUCACGAGGGUUCUGCCGAUGCCGUCUUUAACAGCCAACUGUAUCUCUUUGACGCAGUCGGUAUCAUCUGCUCGACCAAUGGCGUGCCUGCCGACAAGCAGGCACUUUACGCCCAGUCAGUACUGAACCCCAUUUUUGCCGACAUGGAGCGGAAUCUGGCAGCGGCCAAGGCCAAUGAUGAGCGGGCAUUGCUGCAGAUUCAUCACGAUAUUAUGGCAUUGGGCACUCUUGCCCGGGGCUUCUCAGAUUGGAUGCCGGGCACUACUACCCCGGCUGCCCUGCCAGCCGCAGAAGUCUCAGAAGCCUUCUGCCAAGUGGCAGAGGCUACUCUGGUUGCCCUCGAAUCCCUCAAAGCAUCUUUCAACGUCCGUACUGCCGCUCGCUUCGCUUUCUCGCGGCUGAUUGGUGUUCUGGGUGCGCGCAUCCUGCCCCAACUGCCCCGGUGGAUCGACGGACUCUUGACCCAGACUUCUUCGCGCGAUGAGAUGGCAUUGUUCCUGCGCCUUCUGGAUCAAGUGAUCUUCGGAUUCAAGGGUGAGAUCUACAGCAUUCUUGAUACGCUCUUGACUCCGUUCUUGCAGCGCGUCUUCUCGGGCAUUGCGGAUCCCACGACUGGAACCGACGAUGAGAUCCAGCUUGCAGAGCUCAAGCGUGAGUAUCUGAACUUCCUGCUGGCCGUCUUGAACAAUGAUCUCGGGGCGGUCAUCAUUAGCGAGAGAAACCAGCCAAUCUUCGAGACCGUCAUCACCACCAUCGAGCACUUUGCCAAGGACAUUGAUGAUUUCACCACUGCCAAGAUGGCAUUCUCAGUUCUGUCCAAAAUGGGCAGUUCCUGGGGAGGACCGGAUAUCGCCCCUGCCAAUGGAGCAACGACUACCCAGACCCAGCUCCCCGGCUUUGGCGGGUUCAUGAUCUCCCGGUUCUCGCCCUUGUGCUGGGCACUUCCCACCACUCCAUCCUUCAAUUCCAAAGAUGCACAGGCCAAGCAGGUUCUUGCCGAGGCAGGUGGACUGCAGCGCACUAUCUACAGCAAGACGGGCAUGGAAUACGCCGACUACCUGCGUAACCAAGAGCUGCCUGGAAUGGGCAUGGGCGCCGAGCUGAUCGAAGAAUUUUUGACGGCAUUAAGCCAGCUGGACUUGAAGGGAUUCCGGCAAUUCUUCCCGUCAUUUAUCCAGCGAUUGAGCGCAUGA
Molecule: messenger RNA, 3084 nt
Organism: Penicillium cinerascens
Lineage: Eukaryota; Fungi; Ascomycota; Eurotiomycetes; Eurotiales; Aspergillaceae
Product: Ran GTPase-binding protein LOS1
Exons: 3
Coding region: 1-3084 (1027 amino acids)
Biological process (GO): tRNA re-export from nucleus
Cellular component (GO): nuclear matrix; cytoplasm; nuclear pore
Molecular function (GO): tRNA binding; small GTPase binding
Source: RefSeq, a predicted model, not a curated record